Messenger RNA from Fulvia fulva, 618 nucleotides. RefSeq lists its product as uncharacterized. The coding region runs from base 1 to 618 and encodes 205 amino acids. The transcript is spliced from 2 exons. Lineage: Eukaryota; Fungi; Ascomycota; Dothideomycetes; Mycosphaerellales; Mycosphaerellaceae. The record is from RefSeq and is a predicted model, not a curated record.
AUGUCGUCGAGUAUGUACCACCAAUGGUGGCACGCAAUUGCCAGGGCAAUGGCUCCGCCACCGAAGCCGGACGACCACUGUUCGCAAAGCGCACAAAGCAAACCACCUUCGCCGUCCCCCGACAAGCAAUACCUUCUCAACCUACCACCCGAGCUUCGGAAUAGGAUCUACGAAUACGCGCUCUUCCACUCGACCUGCAUAUCCUUUCCAAACUGGCUCAUCACAGAGCCAGGCCUGCUCCGCUGCAACCGACAGAUCCGCGAGGAGACUUACUCGAUGUUCUGGAGCCUCAACACUUUCCACUUCGGCGACACAAAGACCGCGGAAAUUGGUCUCACUGGUCUCCAUGCCAAGAAGAUCGUGGCCUUGCGAUCUGUUCGUGCCUGCAGCGCAGAUGUCGCGGUUCAGUCUCGAGACUGGUUGAAGUAUGUUGACUUCAGGCUACGCGGAUUGUGGGCGGCGUGUGAGGAGAAGGGUCUGGCGCCGGAUGUAAUCAAGAUGCCGCUGAAGGUUACGGGCGAGGAGGAGGUUCAGUGGGUCUCUCUGGAGGAGGCGGACGACUUCGAAAUCGGAGUAGGGGGCUUUGUGGUGCGAAAGAAGGAUUUGAUGCCACACUGA